This is a messenger RNA of Symbiodinium necroappetens, 894 nucleotides long. NCBI's taxonomy places the organism in Eukaryota, Dinophyceae, Suessiales, Symbiodiniaceae. The record is from the annotation of a GenBank genome assembly.
AUGGUGGAUUUUGUUUUGCCACAGGUCAGCAGCUACAUCGAUGGCUGGGGCCCACCACCUCAGGGCGAACUUGAGACCCCUUUGGGCAUUGGUGAUUUUGUGGAUCAUCUGGAGAAAUUUCCGGUGACGCGCAUCGGCCGAGUUUGCGACUUCACUGCAUCCGGGCAACGCUACCAGGCGGAAAGAAACAAAGGCAAAGGUGCAAAGGGAAUUGGCAAGGGCAAAGGCCCAGUCCAAGCUUUGCAGCCAGGCAAGGACGAGGAAGGCUUCUCGCUAGUUGACAGCCGGCCCGUCCCGGGCAAAUCGAGCGGCAGAGGGCGUUCCUCAGGAAUGAAGGGUAAAGGGAAAAGCAAAGGCAUCGCUUCCAAUUACCAGGAAGGUAUCCUGGGUCAGAAGCAGAAGCCGUACUACCAGGCAAAUCAAAAUCAAGCGAAGGGGAAAGGCAAGAAGACCACUGCUACGCGCAGGGGCAUGCCUUCCUUCAAGGAAUGGUCUGUGCAAACCAGACCAGAGUGGUCGCUCAUGAGAGAGAUCAUGCUCACGUCACUAGCCAAACUGCAGAUUGACGCCAAGUUGGUGGAGUUUGAAGACGUGCAUUGGGCCGGAAACCUUCCGACUUACUGCAAGACGUUCGACCGUGUGACGGCCAAAACCGAGCGACCUAUGAAGCGAUUUGAGGAUCUGAACUUCUUCAAUGUCACGACAUCGGAUGACCCAAUCCUGCCGGACCUGCUUCAGUCUGAUGAUUCCGUUACCGUGAUCGCAACUGAUCAUGUGCUGGCCUGCCUCGUCGCUGCAGCCAGGUCUGUGUACUCCUGGGACAUCGUGGUGUCAAAGGUAGCCAACAAGCUCAUAUUUGACAAGCGAGAUGGUUCCCAGAUAGAUUUCUUGACU